Anastrepha obliqua is the source of this 776-nucleotide messenger RNA. RefSeq names its product heat shock protein 23-like. The transcript has a single exon. Gene Ontology annotation, biological process: response to heat; protein refolding. The record is from RefSeq and is a predicted model, not a curated record. Gene Ontology annotation, molecular function: protein folding chaperone. NCBI's taxonomy places the organism in Eukaryota, Metazoa, Arthropoda, Insecta, Diptera, Tephritidae. Bases 161 to 673 code for a protein of 170 amino acids.
UAGUAAAAUUUACAGUUGCAACAAAAUCAAAUCAAAUCGUUGUACAAACGAAAAAAAGUCAUAUACUACAUCAACAAUCAAAACCAUUUUUGUACUGAAAGUGUUCUAUUUCGUUUUCUAAAUAAAAGUGAAGAUUACUGUAUAACAAAUUUAAAUUAAAAUGGCGAAUCUACCAUUAAUCUUGAGUUUGGCUGACGAUUUAACCCGCUUGACACCAUUCUACGAACCGGUGUUCUACAACCGCUGGCCUGCCAUUAGUACUUCACCCAGUGUUCGAUUACGAAAGUUUGAAAAGGAUCUGCCCAUCGCUACUGUGGGAAAGGAUGGAUUCCAAGCCAGUAUGGAUGUGCAGCAGUUUAAACCAAGUGAACUGAGUGUUAAGGUAGUCGAUGACCACAUCGUUGUUGAGGGUAAACAUGAGGAGCGAGAAGAUGACCACGGUUAUAUUUCACGGCAUUUUGUUCGUCGCUAUGCACUGCCAAAAGGCUUCCACGCCGACAAAGUAGUUUCCACACUGUCAUCGGAUGGUGUGCUAACAGUCAGUGUACCAAAACCUGCCAUCGAAAAUAAAUCUAAUGAACGGGUGAUCCAAAUUCAACAGACUGUCCCAGCGCACUUAAACGUAAAGGAGAAUCAAAAAGAGAGUUCAAAAGAAGAAAAACCAAAGGCAUAGAAUAGAAACUAUAUGGAAACUACAUUCCCAUUACAUUUUGUUUAUUUAACUCAUUAAACUGCAUUCGAAAGUUGUACAUUAAAAAAAAAAAUAGUAAUAAUAA